CUGCUCCGGCCGCCGAGCGUGCCCCUCGCCGCGCCCGCGCCUCCCGCCGCCUACUCCACGCCCGUCGAUACCCCCGCUCCUCUCUCGAACCUCGCGAGCCUCACGACGCCGCCGGUCUUCGGCGCUGACCUCUCGUGUGCCAACGGACUCGAUGCCGCGGCGCGGGACGCGUUGGCAAAGCCGACGAUAGGCGAUUUCGGCGAUGGGAAGGACGGAGGGAGCGAGUUACUAAAAUACUUGGAGGGGGGCGGGCUGCAGUGUCCGCUGUGUGGUGCGGCGCUGGCCUCGCUGGCGCAGGCUCGCCGGCACCUGGAGGCCCAUUACCCGCGAGACAGCCCCGUGUGCCCCGUGGCUGAGUGCGCGCGGUACUUCGCGCACCCCAACUCUGUCCGCAACCACAUGCGCAUCAAGCAUCGCCGACAGUGGGAGAAAAUGAAAACCCUCAAGUGGAGCUGCGGCUGGGCUAACUGA
Molecule: messenger RNA, 471 nt
Organism: Danaus chrysippus (African queen)
Lineage: Eukaryota; Metazoa; Arthropoda; Insecta; Lepidoptera; Nymphalidae
Source: the annotation of a GenBank genome assembly